Procambarus clarkii (red swamp crayfish) is the source of this 2991-nucleotide messenger RNA. NCBI's taxonomy places the organism in Eukaryota, Metazoa, Arthropoda, Malacostraca, Decapoda, Cambaridae. The record is from RefSeq and is a predicted model, not a curated record.
CUCCUGCACCCAUAGUAAGCCUGAACCACCCAUCCCAGCCCAUUUGCUCCAAGAAUACAAAAGAGCAGGAGCCGUAUCGAGACGUAAGGUCAGCAGCACCACAGCUCAGUAGUUAACUUUCAGCUGCCCACCGUCGGCUUUACAGUGUCUUGAACAUGACCAAGCGGCUGCUGCUGUUGACGCUCUCGUUGCAGGUGGUGUGGGUGGCGGCGCUGCUCUGUGGUCUCGCUGCCGGAACCUGUGAGCCAGACUGUAGCACCAAGGGCCCUCAGGAUAAAGUAGUGGAUCCUGCCAACUGCACUAAGUAUUACAUAUGUUUGAAUGAAACAACCCCCUCGGCCAUUUCAUUUCCUUGUCCAGCUGGUCAAGAGUUCGAUGCAACAGACACAUUCGAGUGUGUUACACCUGCUGAUGGUGCCCCACCUUGCGUCGCUAGCUGCAUAAUACCACCUUGCCGCACAACAUGCACCAACGACCCGGACGCGAUUCCUGAUCCGAAGAAUUGCAACAUGUACUACGUUUGCUCGGGUGGCAACAUUCUGGGACCAUUAGAAUGUCCUGCUGGCACACCUUACUUUGACAGCACCAGCCGGGCCUGUGCCGCGAGCUCCUCCGUGUGCUGCAGUGACCCGUGUGUUGCCAUGUGCGUGGAGGGGCAAGCACAGACCCAAGACCCCUACGACUGCCACAAGUUCUACUACUGCGCCGCCGUGGGACCAGCCGAAGAGAUAUAUCAUUCUACCUGCCCAUCAGAUGAAAUUUUUGAUUCAGAAUCGAAUGCGUGUGCAUCAGAUGUUGAUUGUAACACAGUGUGUGGCGACACCACGGUCCCCGGGGAAAGUACGACUACUCCAUCUCCUGACUGCCUGGAUUCAAUGACGUGCACGGCAGUGGGACGAUUCCCCAAAUGCCCGACGUGUGUCCAGGAGUACUUCAACUGUCGCAAUAUCGGUCAGCCAGCCAUCGUUGAGACUUGUACAGGAUCCUUGCUUUUCAACCCGGACCCUUCAUACCCUUACUGUGUCAAGCCGGGGAACUGCCUCAGCGCUCUGAGCCCACCACCCACUGGUCUGAGCCUCCACCCACUGGUCUGAGCCCACCACCCACUUGGCUCACUCCACCACCCACUGGUCUGAGCCCACCACCCACUGUGGUGGGCUCAGUCAUAUGAGUGACCCACUUGGCUCACUCCACCACCCACUGGCAUGAGCCCACCACCCACUGGCCUCACGUUAUCACCCAUUCUUUACUUGCAGCCACCUACAUAGAAACACUAGGUGCCUCAUCUCACAUCAGAAGUAAAGAAGAGAGGAAACUGCAGAAAGUACAUUGGCUCAUCCUGGCAGAUCCUAUUUGUUCCCAUCCAAACUCAUUAUAUAUCUGACCUACACUUGCACAAUCUUCUGUUCCUCUUCUAUUAUGUUACCCUCCUUUUGUUCCAUAAAUUAACAACAUUACUUCCAUACCAGUAUUUACUCAGGUUUUUGUAAAUCUAACCUUAUCAAAUUUUCAUCCAUUGUUUCGCGUUGAUAUAUUUAUUACCUAUUAAUAUACACAUAAAAUACCUUUUCAUCCAUAUGAAUAUGUCAAUCAUGUCACUUCUCACUCCUCGCCUUUUUUGAAAAUGAAAAUUAGGCUUUCAUGAUCUCUCCAUAUUUUCCAAAUAAUUUAUGUUAAUUUUGUAAUAUAAUGAAUGACCAAAACUGAAUUGCAUAAUCUAUAUGGAUAAUAAUAAUCAAUUAAUCAACUUGAUAAUGGUUCAGGACGGACUGAAACGUCGUCGUUUCUUCAUUUUCUGAUGUGUUGUUUAGUCAUCAAAUCUUCAGCCACAUUAUUGUGAUUCAUCGUCUCCUAUAUUUAGCUGCAUUUACAAAUUUUCACAAGAAUAUAAGAAUCAGGGAGCACAGCAAGCAGACAUUUUGGUUCCCACAAAAGUAAAGGUAACUGCAGAAGGCCAAUUGGCUCAUUCGUGGUAACUACUAUUCAUAUUCAUGGACAUUCAUUCAUUCACUCAUAUAUGCAGAACGUAAUUCACAAUAUCGUGGCUGAAAAUCAGACACUCAACCAACAAAUCUGAAUAAAAAGAAGUGACUACAUUUCGGACUGUCGUGGACCAAGGUUAAAUAUUAUCAUGUCUAACCUACGUUUGAAACAACCAGGUGAUCCCACGUUUAUUACCUAGUAAUUUGUUCGAUAAAUUAACAACCCUGUUUCCAAAGCAGUAUUUACCCAGGUCUUUACUGUAUCUAAAGUUAUCCAAUUUAUAUAAAUAGCUUUGUAUUCUAUUUUGUAUUGAGACACUUAAGCCAUAUUUAAGUCCGCCUCUGUUAUACCUUAUUAUUAUUUCCAGAAAUUUUAUGUUAAUGAAUGUUAAAUUUUUUAGUUGAUAUUUCACGGGAAGUUUUCUAUUCCCGUUUUCUAAUAUUAGGACUAUGUUAAUAUAAAAAAACAUCCAGGCUGUAGGAACAACCACAGCUUGAACUGAUAUAUUAAAUAUACUUCUCAGAGGCCCCUAAUUCCUUUAGGACAAGUCCUUGCAUUCCUUUAGUACUUUCAUUAAUAUUUCGCUACGACUGGCAGAUUUAAGUUGUAUAUUGUAAAUACUGAUAUGAAAUAACUAUUUAGUAUAUUACUCAUUUCUUCCUCUUCAUGUCCUCUCAACUACGUUUGCUUUAUAUAGUAGGAAAUAUGCUUGAGUAUUGAGCGUCGCAUCUCUGGCACUCUUAGCUUCUGGAGUUCUUUUGCCUUUUCUUAUUUCUUGCUUGACUUUCUUUUUAGUUUAGUGAACUGAUCAAUUAGGUGGAGCUCCCUCGUUUAUUUUCUUGAAGGAGUUUAAUUUUGGGGGCUUUAUUAGUUAUUUGAUUUCCUUUGUCAUCCAGUUCUGAUAGUUAUCAAUGAUCUAAUUUGCUUUCUCGUUAUUUUGUUUCCUUGUUCUAUUUUUACAGUAUUUACAAAUUAUAUUUAAUGUUCGUAAUAAACAUUUUAUUUACU